Molecule: messenger RNA, 1725 nt
Organism: Planococcus citri (citrus mealybug)
Lineage: Eukaryota; Metazoa; Arthropoda; Insecta; Hemiptera; Pseudococcidae
Product: tRNA methyltransferase 10 homolog C-like
Exons: 4
Coding region: 159-1457 (432 amino acids)
Biological process (GO): positive regulation of mitochondrial translation; mitochondrial tRNA 5'-end processing
Cellular component (GO): nucleus; nucleoplasm; mitochondrion
Molecular function (GO): tRNA binding
Source: RefSeq, a predicted model, not a curated record
UUAUGAUAAGCUUUCAAGUGAUAAGGAGAGAAGGAGACUGAAGAAAACAUUUUAUUUCAAAUUGUCAAUCUUGUUCUUUUGAGAAUUUUUAAUUUAGCGAAGAAAUUACAAAUGAUAAUUAUUUCUGUUCAUAAAUCGUAUUAGUUCAUCUGGUCAAUAUGUAUUUCAAACGCUUAUCCAGAAAUUUCAGUCUGCUUUUCUUUCGCAAUAACAAUCACGUAAUGACGAAAUCAAAGGUAACCAGGACACCAGUUUGCUUCUUCAAUUCAUCUAAGCAGUAUUGCAAAUCAAAACUCUUUUCUAAUGAAGAAUUCGACCAGUCAGAAUCAUUAGUAUCCCGCUAUAAUGUUGAUUUUCAAGCAAUCACUAAUGGAAACGAGGCUAAAAUUAAAGAACUGCAAUUACUUCUGAUGAAACUGGAACUAGAGGUACAGGAACAAACACAAUUACCAAAAACUAUUAAUGCGGACCAUUGGCGCACACUACUGACGCUUUCUGAAGAAGAGAUGCAUGCUUUCUUUGAAUACCGUCUAGCUGUUGAAGCUCUUGCUGAAUCGAUAGAAAAAAAUGAUAUGAAUGCAUUGAAAUAUUUCGAAGAUGAUAACCGUACUACAAGACUAUUUGAUGAAUCCAUUCUGGAACGUAUACCUCAUUUAUACGAUUUUAAAUCGUUACAAGCGAUGCAAUAUGGACAAACUAUAGUCAUUGAUUGCAGUUUUGAGAAAGUUAUGCCCAGACUGUAUAUUUGGAGUACUGCUUUCCAUAUGUUCGAGGCAUGGAUAAAAAACAGAUUUUUCGCUGAUCCAAAUGUUCUUGUAUAUUGCAAUUUGAAUCCCGACGGAGAGUUUUUCUCGUUAAUUAUGGAAAUGAUGAAAGAAACCAAUCAAGAGCCUUAUUUUUCUUUCAAUUGGACUGAUCAAAGCUAUGUCGAUUUAUUUCCUAGAGAAGAUUUAAUUUAUCUGUCUCCUAAUUCUACAUAUGCUAUGGAAAAGUAUAAUGGCAGAAAAAUUUAUAUUAUCGGAGGUUUGUCGCCAUAUUUUGUUGAUCCGGUAACGUAUAAGAAAGCAAAGCUCGAAGAGAUACCGACAGCCAAAUUCCCAAUAGAUAAAUACGUGGAUUGGGGUUGUGGUCCGAAGAAAUUAUCAAUUUCCAACUGUGUGAGCCUUUUGAACGAUCUAAAAGAGGGAUGCCGUUGGAAUUUAGUUUUUAGACAUCUACCAAAGGUGAAUUGGGCUCGUCAUCCGUUGGAUGAAAACGUUCAACAAAAAUAUAAAAAGUACAAACGACCAAGAGAAUUUAUUCGCGAAAAAUACCGGAACGAUUUCUUGAAUCAUUUAAAUCUGAUGUCGUUAUUGCGGUGCAAUGAAAAAUUCAACAAAGUAUUCGUGCAUGUUGUUGGGUUGUUGAUCAUUUAUCAGAAUGAAGGAAAGUCCAGUCAUCAUAAGUAUUUGAAAUAAUUUCUGUGUUAUCAAGCCCAAGCGAACUGAAUUACUGUGAUCGCAGGUAUUUAUUCAAUUUUUUCUCAUCAUGAAGCAACAAUAUUACAAGUUGUAUUGUAAUGCGAAUUAUUUUUUUGAAAGUUACCUACGUGUAUGACUUUUUAUGAUAUCGUAUCGAAAAAAAUCUUAAUUUUUCGUAAAACUAUUUCUAAGAAGUACAAAUGAUUAUGUCACCAAAUUGUUGUCUUAGAUUGAUUUCUAAUUAAAAUCGAUUUUUUAAAAAAAA